Messenger RNA from Apiotrichum porosum, 1248 nucleotides. It is a transcript of the gene YAF9, whose product is annotated as NuA4 histone H4 acetyltransferase complex and the SWR1 complex subunit. The record is from RefSeq and is a predicted model, not a curated record. Gene Ontology annotation, biological process: chromatin remodeling; regulation of transcription by RNA polymerase II. The transcript is spliced from 5 exons. Gene Ontology annotation, molecular function: histone binding. NCBI's taxonomy places the organism in Eukaryota, Fungi, Basidiomycota, Tremellomycetes, Trichosporonales, Trichosporonaceae. Gene Ontology annotation, cellular component: Swr1 complex; NuA4 histone acetyltransferase complex. Bases 1 to 1248 code for a protein of 415 amino acids.
AUGUCGGGUAACGAGCGCAUCAAGGGGGUUCAGGUCCACCGACCGAUCAUUUACGGCUCGCACGCCCGCCUCCUCACCGAUGAAGAGAAGCUGAGCGCACCUGCUGGACACACGCAUCGCUGGACCGUCUUCUUCACUUCUGCCGCGACACCGCUGCCUGAGCCGCGCCCCGCGGGCUCUACGGGGCCCGUCCCCAUUGACAUGGACUACCUCCCUGGUGGCGCCGACGAUCUGUCAUACGUAGUCAAGCGCGUCGUCUUCCGCUUGCACGAGACGUACUCGAACCCCAACAGGAUGUGCGAGCGACCUCCUUACCAGGUCACCGAGACUGGCUGGGGAGAGUUCACUGUCCAGAUCAAGGUGACGUUCAUCCCCGAGGCCGGCGAGAAGGCUCUGUCCCUCCAGCACCCCAUCAAGCUGCACCACUGGGGAGAGCCCAUCGACGUGCCUGUAGCACCCGCGCCUGGAGCCGAGGCCACCCCCGUGGGAACACCGGCCACCGACAAAGGAGACGGCGAGGGCGACGCUGCAGUCAAGGCCGAGGUUAACACCCCUGCUGCUGAGGCCACGCCUGCUGCCGAAGGCUCUGGUGCGACCACCACCGAGGCCGCAACUGGCACAGGCGCGGCGCCGACUCCUGCGGCCGACGGCGGCGCACCUGCAACAGCAGUUGGUACGCCAACUCCCGCACAAGCUGCUGUCCAGUCCAUGGCAGCAAUGUACCCCGUCCACGCCUGGCAGUACGACGAGCUCGUGUUCUCCGACCCGCCCGCCAACUUUAUGUCCAUCCUCGACGAAAACCCACCCACCCCGUUACCUGCGCGUCCCCGUCGUGCCCGUGACCAGCGUGAGGAGCACGACCUCAAGAACGCCGGCAGCACCAAGAAGAAGGCGCGUGGGUCUUCGACGGCCCGUGGCGGCGCAAGCCGCGCAGGGACCGACGCCCCAGAAGGUGGCAGCGGUACGCCGCGCGUUGUCGGUACGCCGCGGGCCGGCACCCCGGCCGUCAUUGGAACCCCAGGCGGUACGGGAACGCCUGGAGCAGGGACACCUGGCAUUGCCCCCGGCGUGCCCGGCGAGCUGGGCAGUGCGGAUGUGCCGCUGGAGUUUGCGACCGACAUGGAGAAGGGCGAGUUCAACCGCCUGACGGAGAUCAGGAUACGCAUCGUGGAGCAGAUGGACCGUUGGCGAGAGCGACUCAUUGCGCAAGAAAAGGAGCUGGGUCGGCUCAAGGAGGAGAUGAGGUGA